Messenger RNA from Peniophora sp. CBMAI 1063, 1125 nucleotides. Lineage: Eukaryota; Fungi; Basidiomycota; Agaricomycetes; Russulales; Peniophoraceae. The record is from the annotation of a GenBank genome assembly.
AUGACCACGCCGUCGCAAGUGAAAUGUCAGAGCGGUCAAUGCCCUAACGGCAACCCUCCCUCGAAGCUAGAGUGCCCGACCUGUCACAAGCUCGGGCUCGCCACUGGUGCAGGACUUAUCUCGACGCCAGGGAAAACGCACAAGAUCGUACACGAUAUUGCUAGGCCCCGCCAGCCGCUGCUCGACGAUCCCUCGAUCAACAAGAAUGGCACGUUCAACCCGUUUCCCCACUUCGCCUUCUCUGGCACUAUGCGCCCCGUCUACCCGUUGUCCCAAAAGCGCGAGCUUCCUGCACAUAUCAUGCGCCCAGAUUACGCUGAAGGAGCGAUACCGAUAUCGGAGAACAGGAUGAGAGCAGCACCUCCUCGGGUGCUUUCUUCUGAAGAGAUAGAGAAGAUGCGAACGGUCUGCAGGAUGGCACGGGAGGUGCUUGACAUUGCGGCGGCCGCCAUUCGUCCGGGUAUCACGACCGAUGCCAUCGACGCUAUCGUGCAUGAAGAAUGCAUCAAGCGCGAUGCGUACCCGUCGCCACUGAACUACAGGAGAUUUCCCAAAUCCGUCUGCACCUCCAUCAACGAGGUCAUCUGUCAUGGGAUUCCUGACCAACGCAAGUUGCUAGAAGGCGAUAUCAUCAACAUCGACGUGACGCUGUAUAAGGAUGGCUACCAUGGCGAUGUGAACGCGACUUACCCUGUUGGGCGGAUAGACGAGGAGUCGAAGAAGCUCAUCCGUACAACCCGUCAAUGUCUUGACGAAGCCAUCAAGAUCUGCAAACCCGGUGCACUCAUCCGCGACAUUGGCAAAACCAUCGAACCCAUCGCGCGCGCCCAAGGGUGUUCGGUCGUGAGGACCUAUACGGGUCAUGGCAUCAACGAUCUCUUCCAUCCGAACCCCAACAUCCCGCACUAUGCCAAGAAUAAGGCCAUUGGAACCAUGAAAGCUGGAACGUGUUUCACCAUAGAACCCAUGAUUAACCUUGGCGGCAACUGGGAUGAAGUGCACUGGCCCGAUAACUGGACUGCAACAACCGUCGACGGCAAACGGAGCGCACAGUUCGAGGAGACACUUCUGAUUACGGAGACCGGAGUUGAAGUGCUGACCGGAGGAGACCCACUCGAGCUGUAA